Molecule: messenger RNA, 15821 nt
Organism: Oryzias melastigma (Indian medaka)
Lineage: Eukaryota; Metazoa; Chordata; Actinopteri; Beloniformes; Adrianichthyidae
Gene: fat3a
Product: FAT atypical cadherin 3a
Exons: 31
Coding region: 284-14257 (4657 amino acids)
Biological process (GO): homophilic cell-cell adhesion
Cellular component (GO): cell-cell junction; plasma membrane
Molecular function (GO): calcium ion binding
Source: RefSeq, a predicted model, not a curated record
CAAACUGAUUUUUGGUGCACUUUUUUUUAUUCUACUAGUCUACUAUUCGUGCUCCUCACUCACUCACUGACGCGCGCACACACGCACACUUCCGGCAGGUUGCGCUAAAAGCGCGCAUCUCUGCGGACUACCCGGCCCUCCUCCGUGCGGGUGAGCCUCUCGGCAGCAGCCGUGGAGCGGUGACCGGAUCGGAGCGGCGCGCACGGCGGAUGGACCGCACGGAUCUCUGCCAUGUUUGUAACCGCGACGACCGAACGCACGAGCGGGAUGGAGCUAUAAUGGGAUGGAUUUGAAUAUGGGCAAAUGGACAGGCAUGCAAGCCCAUCACUUCGGCCUGGCUCUCCUUCUGUUGCCCCUGAUCUUCAAGCCUUCAGCCUGUAACAACCAAAACACGCAAAAAACACCUCAGGAUGGGUUCAACUUCAGCUUCACUCAAGCAGUGUACCAUGCCACAAUUUAUGAAAACUCUGCUGCACGCACCUAUGCCAACAGUAAAAUUAAAAUGGGCAUUACACUGGACAAGCGCUUCUUGGAUAUACGGUACAGAAUCAUCUCAGGAGAUGAAGAAGGUUUUUUCAAAGCAGAGGAGUAUGUACUUGGGGAUUUUUGUUUCCUGCGCAUAAGAACUAAGGGAGGCAAUUCAGCCAUCUUGAACCGAGAGAUUCAGAGUAACUAUGUAUUGACAGUGAAAGCUUUCGUCAAGGGAGAAGCCUUCCUGGAGGCCUGGACUAAAGUGAGCGUCCAGGUCUUGGAUAUGAAUGACCUUCGACCAUUGUUCUCCCCCACUACGUAUUCUGUCACCAUAGCAGAGAGCACCCCUCUCAGGACUAGCAUAGCACAAGUUACUGCCACAGACGCAGAUAUUGGCUCCAAUGGAGAGUUUUACUUUUUUUUCAAGGAGAAAGUUGAUUUAUUUGCAGUACACCCAACCAGUGGAGUGGUUUACCUCAGUGGAAAACUCAACGUCGAUGAGCAGACUCUGUAUAAUUUAGAAAUACUUGCUGUGGAUCGUGGUAUGAAGCUAUAUGGAAACAACGGAGUCAGCAGCACAGCCAAGCUUUUUGUCCAUGUAGAGCGUCUGAAUGAGCACCCCCCAGUCAUUAGUGCAGUCACCCACUAUGCUUCAAAGCUAUACAAAAGCUCUGCCUAUGCCAUCGUCAAUGUGGAAGACCCGGACGAGGGGCUAAAUGGGGAAAUUGAUUCAGUUGUCAUUGUAGAUGGGGACCCUUUAGGGCAGUUCUUUUUAGAAAAAAUUAAGGAAAAUGAGUUUGCUGUAAAAGCGACUGAACCAUUAAACUGGGAGUCUUUCCCUUUUGGAGACAACAUUACCUUACAGGCGAAAGAUAGAGGAAUCCCACCAAAGCUCUCCACUUUCCCUGUCCACAUUUUUGCAAAGAAAGAGCAAAAAGUAGAAGCUAGCUUUGAGCAGGAGCUUUAUGAAAUCGCUCUGAAUGAGGUUUCACCCCCAGGGACAAUUGUCUGCGCCGUUAAAAUCAGGCCAGAGCAUGAGAAUGUUGAGUAUAUCCUGAUGCCAUCUGUUGAUUCGGAUUUUUUUCAGAUCAAUACCCUCACUGGUGUAAUCUCCACCACCCGCUGGUUCACUAAAGUUUCCAAUAAUGCUUUUAAUCUGGAGGUAUUGGAAAUAAGCAGUGAUCUCAGAGUGAAAGUUCUGGUCACUAUCGAAGAUGCCAAUGAUAACACGCCAACAUUUUCCCAGUCCUUCUAUGAAGUUUUCGUCAAUGAAAGUGUUCCAGUUGGAAGCAAUGUUUUGACAGUUUCUGCAACAGAUGAGGACAGAGGGGAAAAUGGUUACAUAACGUACAGCAUCUCCAGCCUUCAGCCUGUGCCCUUCAAAAUCGACCAGUUUUCCGGUGUUAUCAGCACUAGCUCGCUGCUAGAUUUUGAGUCCUCUACAGAGAUGUUUGUGUUUUUGGUCAGAGCUUCUGACUGGGGGUCACCAUACAGACGAGAGAGCGAAGUGAAUGUAACAAUCCAUUUGGAAAACAUUAACGAUAACCAACCAUUAUUUGAGAAAGUAGAGUGCCAGGGGGUUAUUUCCGCAGACUUCCCAGUUGGGGAAGUGAUAACCACGGUGUCUGCCAUUGACAUAGAUGAGUUAGAGUUGGUGAAGUACAAGAUAUUAUCAGGGAAUGAGCAAAGGCUCUUUGACCUCAACCCUGAUUCAGGGGUCCUUACAUUGGACCACCCUCUUACCUCAUUUAGCUCACAGAAAGGUGUCUUUAGUUUAAAAAUAACUGCCACGGAUGGUGAACACUUUUCUGAUCAUAUGUAUGUAAAUAUCUCAGUUGUUGAAGAAAGUUCUCCCCCUAAACACUUGACUUGUAAAGACACAAGAGUGGCCCAAAAGUUAGCGGAAAAGUUACUCAGGAAGUCCAAAGCUAGUAACAAGCUAAAGGUGGAGGAAGGUUUUAUUGACCUUUUCUCUGCAAACCGCAAAACUCCCCAGUUUGACAAAACGUUUCCAACAGACAUUGCUGUGAUGGAAGACUUGAAGAUUGGCUCGAGCGUUAUAAAAGUGAACGCAUAUGAUGGAGACACUGGUUUCAAUGGUCAGGUUUUAUUCUCUAUUUCAGGUGGAAACACUGACAACUGCUUUAACAUUGACAUGCAGACUGGUGUCAUCAGUGUUUUCCUGCCCAUGGACAGAGAAAAGAGAGAUCGCUAUCUUCUCAACAUAACUAUCUAUGACAUGGGCAUCCCACAGAAAAUGGCCUGGCGUUUGCUUUCCAUCCACAUAGAGGAUGCAAAUGAUAAUGCACCCCAAUUUUUACAAGAAGAUGGAUAUAAAAUUACUAUACCCGAAAACAUGGCAAUAGGUACGGACAUCAUUCAAGUGGAGGCCACGGAUAAAGAUCUAGGACCCAACGGGGAUAUCGUGUACUCUAUUUUGACGAGCACGACACAGUUUGGCAUAAACUCCACCAGUGGGAUGGUGUAUGUUGCUGCCCAACUAGAUCGAGAGUUAACUUCCAGUUUUACCCUGAAGAUUGAAGCUCGGGACAGAGCAGACAAAGAGAGUCCCAAGUUUUCUGUAAACACUUUAGAAAUCACGUUGGAAGAUGUAAACGACUGUCCACCUCUAUUUAUUCCAAGUGUGUACAAAGCCAGGGCUCUGGAGGAUCUCCCCGUAGGAACUGUCAUCGCCUGGCUAGAAACCCACGAUCCAGAUCUGGGCUUAGGAGGCCAAGUUCGCUACUCUCUAGUUAAUGACCACAAUGGCUGGUUUGAACUAGAUAAAGCCAGUGGAGCCAUUCGUCUCACAAAGGAACUGGACUAUGAGACCCAGCAAUUCUACAACCUGACUGUGAAGGCCAAGGACAAGGGAAGGCCUGUGUCUCUUCUGUCUGUCACCUUUGUGGAGUUGGAGGUGAUAGAUGUCAACGAAAACCUCUAUGCUCCAUAUUUUACCCACUUUGCAUUAACAGGAGUAGUUAAAGAAAACGCUCGUAUUGGAACUACUUUACUUCAAGUCAGUGCUAAUGAUGACGACACAGGAAGAGAUGGAGAAAUUCAUUACUCCAUUCGGGAUGGAAGCGGCCUUGGACGAUUUUCCAUUGAUGAAGAAACAGGGGUGAUCUACACCACCGACAUGUUAGACCGUGAAACCAAGGACUCUUAUUGGCUCACGGUGUAUGCCAGUGACCGUGGCGUGGUUCCUCAAUUCACGACCAUCGACGUAUUCGUCCAAGUGGAGGAUGUCAACGACAAUGCACCGCUGACAUCAGAGCCGCUUUACCGACCGUCCGUGCUCGAGAACUCUCCGCCAGACGUGUCUGUAAUCCAGAUCCAGGCCCAGGACCCUGACACCUCCCCCUCCACCUCUAUUCACUGGCUCAGCUACCACAUCGUCAGUGGAAAUCCUCAGCAUUUCUUCAACAUGGACCCCCACACUGGUCUGAUCACCACAACCUCCCAUAAACUGGACCGUGAGCUACAAUCAGAGCAUGUUCUGGAGGUUGUUAUCUCAGACGGUGGUCCCAGCCCAAGGCAGAGUAGUGUGCUGGUGAUGGUUCAGGUUCUCGAUGAAAAUGACAACAAGCCCACGUUUCACGAGAAGGUCUACAAGGUCAAACUUCCAGAGAGGGAGCGCAGAAAGAAGGCGGAGCCUAUCUACCGCGUGUUUGCGUAUGAUCUGGACGAGGGGCCCAACAGUGACAUCUCCUACAGCAUUGUUGAUGGAAACGAGGACGGGAAGUUUGUCAUCGACCCAAAGACGGGAACAGUACUGUCCCGCAAGGCCUGCCCCGCUGGUGGCUACGACAUCUUGACGAUUAGAGCGACAGACAACGGCCGUCCUCAGAAGUCCUCCUCUGCUCGUCUGCACAUCGAGUGGAUCCCUCAGCCUCCCGCGUCCACUCAGCCGCUGGUCUUCAGCGAAUCCUUCUAUAACUUCACCGUCAUGGAGAACGACAGGGUGGCAGAAAUAGUGGGCGUGGUGUCUCUGCAGUGGAACUUGGCUCCUGUGUGGUUUGACAUCAGAGGUUCCAGGUCUUUCCGUGAGAUGUUCUGUAUUCUGCAGAGCUCUUCUUGUGUCAGCAACUGUUCCUCUGAAGGUGGAAACAGCAACAGCGUGUUUGAUGUGGACAAGGCAGUGGGAACCAUCCUGAUCGCCAAACCUCUGGAUGCUGAACAACGUUCCUUCUACAACCUCACUGUGAUGGCCACCGAUGGGACUCACACUGCAUACGCACAGGUUCACAUCCUUGUUCUGGACAACAAUGACAAUGAUCCCGUCUUCUCCCAACAAGCCUAUGAGGUCACAAUCUCUGAAGAUACACCCACUGACACUGAAGUUCUGCAGAUACUGGCCUCAGAUCGCGACGAGCACAAUGAGCUCACCUAUUCUCUUCAAAGCUCCAUCGACCCCAACAGUAUGCGUCUGUUCCGCAUCCACCCCACUCUGGGUACCAUCUUCACUGCUCAGAGACUGGACCAUGAGGCCUGUGCCCAGCAUAUUCUCACUGUCCUUGUGAAAGACCAGGACUUUCCUUACAGGAAGAACCUAGCCCGUGUUCUAAUAGAAGUGGAGGACAUAAAUGAUCAUGUACCCAUUUUUACCAGUGCUCUGUAUGAAGGCUCAGUCUAUGAGUCAGCAGCAGAAGGCUCAGCAGUAGUUCAGGUCACUGCCCUGGACAAGGACAAAGGCAAAAACGCUGAGUUACGCUAUUCCAUUGAGGCAGGGAACACUGGAAACACAUUCCGCAUUGAGCCUGUCUUGGGUAUCAUCAGUGUUGCACAUAACUUGGACUUGACCAAUAUAGGCCACUAUGUUGUGACUGUCAGAGUUACCGACAGUGGUGUCCCUCCAUUGUCCACAAACACAGUAGUGCGUAUUGCAGUCACUCUAUCUGACAACGCCGGUCCAAAGUUUCCUCAACCAGAGUACCAGACAGAGGUCUCAGAGAAUGCCCUGGUUGGAACGUCCAUCACCACUGUCAGCGCUUUUAGUCAGUCCACGCUUAUUUACGACAUCAAGCAGGGCAAUGCUGAACACGUUUUUCAGAUAAAUCAGUAUAGUGGAGUCAUCACUAAUCAGAAGCCUCUUGACUAUGAGACCACAGAGUCUUACACCUUGAUAGUUCAAGCUGUAAAUAUGGCUGGUAUGGCAUCCAAUGCUACUUUAUUAAUACAGAUACUGGAUGAAAAUGAUAAUCCUCCAGUGUUCCUGCAGCAUCACUACUAUGGCAGCAUCAGUGAAGUGGCACCAGUCAAAAGUGUGGUCCUAAACUUGCAUGGCUUACCUCUUGUGAUCAGAGCCACUGAUCCUGACUACAACCAAAACGCUUUGCUGGUCUAUGAGAUUGUUGAGGACACCGCAAAGAAAGUCUUCACAGUGGACUCUGGGACGGGAUCCAUUAGAACCAUUGCUAAUCUAGAUCAUGAAACAUUCCCCAUCUUCAACUUCCAUGUUCAAGUGAGGGACAGUGGCAGGCCGCAACUGACAGCAGACAGUCCAACUGAGGUCACCAUACAAGUGAUUGACUCAAAUGAUUCACCACCUCACUUCACCCAAAGUGCCUAUGAAGCCGUGCUACUUCUCCCCACCUAUGUUGGGGUUGAAGCUUUGCAAGUGUCAGCCAUAGACCCUGACAAGGAUGUAGCCACAGAGCUCACUUUCUCUCUGGUGGAUGGAUCACUGGAACAUUUUGACAUCAAUCCUACCAGUGGAAUUAUUGUCGUCAAAAACAUCAACUUCUCCAAAGAGUUUUUUCGUUUCACUGUCAAAGUUUCUGAUGGAAAAUUCUCCAGUUCUGCUUUGGUUACUUUAUUGGUUCAAGAAGCCCUUGACUCUGGCCUCAGUUUCACUCACAGCAUUUACUACUCCUCUAUUAAAGAAAAUCUACCAAAUAUCACUAAAGUUGCUGUUGUCAGUGCUGUGGGGAACCAACUCAAUGAGCCAUUAAAGUACAGCCUGCUAAAUGCUGGUACACGUUUUAGAAUUCGUCCAACCUCUGGGGUCAUUCAAACCACAGGAAUACCUUUUGACCGUGAAGAACAAGAGUUUUAUGAACUGAUAGCAGAAGCAAGAAGGGAACAUGAUCAUCGGCAUGUGGCUAGAGUUGUAGUAAAAGUUCAAGUUGAAGACAUAAAUGACAAUUUUCCUGUUUUUGUUGGACUUCCGUACUACGCAGUUGUUCAAGUGGAUGCUGAACAAGGAUCACAUAUAUUCACCGUCAUUGCAGUGGAUGGGGACAAAGGUGUUAAUGGAGAAGUGACUUAUCAUCUAAAGUAUGACCAUGAUCACUUUGAGAUUAACCAGAAGACUGGAAUAAUCAGCCUUAAAAAGUCUUUUGAAUCAGAUUUGUCUAAUGCAGAGUACCAGAUUGUGAUAUAUGCCAAAGAUGGGGGAGAUAAACCUCUCUCAUCUACAAUAGAGUUUCCUAUCACUGUGGUCAACAAAGCUAUGCCUGUAUUUGACAAAUCAUUUUAUUCUGUUUAUGUGAAUGAGGAUGUGGAAGUUUAUACGCCAAUCAUCAGCAUUAAUUCAACCAGUCCUGAAGGUCAGAAGAUCAUAUACACUAUAGUUGAUGGUGAUCCAUUUCUUCAGUUUGAUGUAGGGUUUGACACAGGAGUCAUCAGUGUCAUCCACUGUCUGGACUAUGAAGAAACAUCAUCGUACCAUCUUACUGUUAGAGCCACAGACUACUUGACUGGUGCCCAUGCUGAGGUUGAUGUAGGUGUCUUUGUUCAGGACAUAAACGAUAACCCUCCUGUAUUUCAGAGGACGUCUUACAGUGUUAUUCUAUCAGAAACAGCCAUGAUUGGUACUCCUGUUCUUCAAGUUGUUGCCACUGACCAAGAUUCAGAAAAGAACAAUAUCAUUCGUUAUCAGAUAUUUUCUCAACUGCACAACAGCACAGACUACUUUCACAUAGAUAGUAGCAGUGGAUUAAUUCUGACAGCUCGGAUGCUUGACCAUGAACUAGCCCAUAAUUAUUAUUUUAUCGUGAGAGCCACUGAUAACGGUUAUCCAGCACUAAGUAGUGAAGUAAUGGUGACCGUUACAUUGAAUGACAUGAAUGACAAUGCACCAGUUUUCAACCAGCUGCUCUAUGAGGCUUAUGUGAGUGAGUUAGCACCCAGGGGUCACUUUAUAACUUGUGUCCAAGCUUCUGAUGCUGACAGUUCAGAUUUUGAUAAGUUGGAGUAUAGUAUUUUGUCAGGAAAUGAGAGAAUGCAUUUUGUGUUAGAAAAAAGUACGGGAAUCAUUGCUUUGUCGACCCAUCGAAAGCAGAGAAUGGACGCAAGCUAUAACCUCAAUGUUUCAGUCUCCGAUGGGGUCUUCACAAGUACUGCUCAGGUUCAUAUUAAAGUGUUGGGAGCCAACCUGCACAGUCCAGUGUUUGAACGGAGUGUGUACGAGGCAGAAUUGAGAGAGAAUGCUGCUGUAGGAACUACAGUGAUUCAGGUAAAGGCAGCUGACGCAGACCAGGAACCAUUUGGCCACAUUACUUAUUCCUUUGCUAAUGAUGUUGGGAGUGACCAGUUUAGUAUCGAUUCAAAUGGGUAUAUCUGCACAGUGGAAAAGCUUGAUCGGGAGGAUGCAGCAAACAGCGACAUUCUUCUUACUGUGGCAGCUCAAGAUUUGGGUGGACGUGUGUCUUAUUGCACAGUGCAGAUUACUAUUUUAGAUGACAAUGACAAUCCCCCUUGCUUUGUUGCCACAGAAUACCAAGCGUCUCUAAAGCAUGAUGUGACUAAAGGGUUUUUGGUGACACAGAUACAGGCUCAUGAUCCAGAUGAUGGCAGCAAUGCAAAGGUGACAUAUUCACUAUACAGUGAAGCUCAUGUCCCUGUCGUGGACAUUUUGGAAAUAGAUCCGGACAAUGGUUGGAUGGUGACCAAAGGCAGCUUCAGCCACUUAAGGAACUCUGUGCUAUCGUUUUUUGUUAAAGCUGUUGAUGGAGGAAUUCCAGCUCGACAUUCUCUAGUUCCUGUCUACAUCCAUGUUCUCUCUUCUGAGGCUUUCAUUCCCUUUUUCAGUCAGCAGCAUUACUCGUUCAACAUACCAGAGAACACACCCAUUGGUUCAGUCAUAGGAACAGUUCGCCUUAGCAUUCCUUCUGAAUAUUCUUCACUGACUGCUACCUUUGCCACAGCCAACGGAGAAAGUGGUGAAAACAAUCGAGAGAUGGUCUUUUUGGUGGAGAAAGACACAGGAGUGAUAAAACUUGAUAAAGCCUUGGACCAUGAAGCAAUUAAAGAGUUUUACUUCAAAGUCACUGCCACAGUAAAGCAGGCAAAGCUGGAUUCUAUGACUUCUGCAGAUGUUAAAGUCACUGUUCUGGACAUUAAUGACAACAGACCAGCUUUUGAGACAAACUCUUAUGUUGCCACUGUUAUGGAAGGAACUGCGGUUGGAACCAAAGUCAUUCGAGUUCAAGCAUCAGACCCAGACUCUGGAGCCAACGGCCAAGUGACAUACAGACUUGGAUCAUUAAUUAAAUCAAAAGGGAAUUCCGAGCCAUUAUCUGACACAUUUAACAUCGACGGUAACAGUGGUUGGAUCUUCAUAAGAACGGACCUCGACCACGAGACCAGUCCAUUGUAUACCUUCACAGUGGUGGCCUUAGAUCAUGGGGAGGUCCUGUCUCUUUCCAGUACCACUACAGUGACAGUCACAGUGUCGGAUGUCAAUGACAAUGCCCCCAUGUUCACGGAGACCCACUACUUUGGCACAGUUCGAGAAAGUGACCCUCCUGGUGAGGUGGUGGCUGUACUAAACACAAGGGAUGAGGACAGCUCCGUUGUUAAUCAACACAUCAGCAUCCACAUCACUGGUGGGAAUGAUCGUGGCGUGUUUGCGCUCCGUCUAGUUCAGGGGGAAUGGAAGAUGUAUGUAAAGGGUCCACUUGAUCGGGAGAAACGCAGCUUCUAUUUAAUCAACAUCACUGCCACAGAUGGACUUUUUGUUUCCCAAGCCAAAGUGGAGGUGACAGUGAUGGAUGCCAACGACAACAGUCCUGUUUGUGAUCAGGCUGUGUACACUGCCAGUAUUCCAGAGGAUCUUCCAGUGAACAGUUUGCUGCUAACUGUUGGAGCAACAGAUGCAGAUGUGGGAGUGAAUGCUCAGAUCCAAUACUCCCUUCAUGGUUCUCAGUCACAGGACUUCAGCAUAGACCCAGACACUGGUGAGAUGAAAUCUUCGGUGACCUUGGACCACGAGAAGACACCCAGUUACAGGCUGAUUGUGCAGGCCACAGACGGUGGUGGGCAGUGGUGUAGUGCUGAGAUCCAGCUGGUGGUGACGGAUGUGAAUGACAACCCCCCUAUUUUUACUAUGCCACAGUAUACUGCCAAUGUAUACGAGAAUACCAUCCCCAAGGCACUGCUCACUCGCAUUCAGGCCAUAGACCCUGAUGAAGCAGGUCCAGGUCGGAUGGUGAUGUAUUCACUGACAGACUCGGCAGGAGGCCUUUUCUCCAUUGACCAGGUCUCCGGAGUCGUCAUCCUGGAACACACUUUGGACCGUGAAGUUCAGCCAGUCUAUCAGAUAACAGUUUGUGCAUCAGAUCAGGGCUCCCCGCUGCCUCUUUACUCUCUGGUCAACGUGACAAUAACGGUGCUAGACAUCAAUGACAAUCCUCCCAUAUUUGAACAUCGAGACCAACUGACGACAGUGCCAGAAGAUGUGAGAGUCGGUACGGAGGUUCUGAGAGUGUACGCCACCAGCAAAGACAUUGGGACGAACGCUGAGAUCACCUACACUAUACGAUCGGGCAACGAGCACAGGAGGUUUCAUGUCCAUCCUCAUUCAGGAGCCAUCAUAGUCGCUCAGCCUCUGGACUAUGAGACCUGCAGGGACCACUUCCUGACAGUGGAGGCUCGUGACGGGGGCACGCCCCCCCUGAGUGCUGUUACAACAGUUAACAUCAAUCUGACAGACGUGAACGACAACGCGCCCACGUUUAGCCGUGACCUGUACACCGCACUGGUGUCAGAGGACGCUUUUGUCGGCGAGUUUGUUGUGCAGCUGGUGGCGGAGGACAGUGACAGUCACCUGAACGGAGCCGUUCUGUACUCCAUAGUCAGUGGAGACCAAGGCAGCCAAUUCUUCAUUGAUCCAAUAAAUGGUGUCAUCAAAGUCAACAAGCCCCUGGAUCGUGAGACAAUUCCCAGCUUCUCACUGACCAUCAGAGCUCUGGACAGUGGAAUUCCACCGAUGUCCUCCACCACGUUGGUCAACAUCGACAUCUCUGAUGUGAACGAUAAUCCGCCUACUUUCUCCUCAGCCAACCUCACCGCCGUCAUACAGGAAAACAAGCCGAUUGGCACCACCAUCCUGCAGCUGUCCGUCAUCGAUCGGGACUCGUCUCGGAACGGCCCGCCGUUUUCCUUCCAAAUCCUGUCCGGAAACGAAGGCAGAGAGUUUGUGUUGAAGGAAGAUGGAACUCUUACUGCCAACCAGGUGUUUAGAAGAGAGUUUGCAAAAGAAUAUGUCAUUCAGAUACAGGUGUCAGACUCCGGAAAGCCCAGCUUGUCUUCCUCCACGAUGCUGACGGUUGCGGUGAUCGAGGAGAGUCUCAGCCGGCCUGUGGCGCUACCAUUGGAGAUCCACGUGGUGACGAUGGAGGACGAGUUUCCCGGCGGUGUUAUCGGUCAGCUCCACGCCACCGACGCCGACCCCUACGACGCUUUGACGUUCGGACACGCCCCUCGAGCCCAGCACGGCCUGUUUAAAAUCAGCCCCCACGAUGGGAGGAUCAUUGCUCUGGGGGGGUUGGAUGCUGGCAGUUACUCACUCAAUGUGACUGUAAGCGACGGGCGUUUCGUCGUGCCCGUCUCUGCGAGUGUGCACGUGAAGCAGGUCACGCCCGAGAUGCUGCACGACGCGGUGACGGUGCGCUUCGAGAGCAUCACGCCGUCCGACUUUGUGGCGUUGCACCUGAAGGGAAUGUUGAAGAUCCUGCGGGACGCCGCCACCUCACAGCCCCAGGACGCCCUGCACCUCCUGAGUCUGCAGCCGGUGGGCGGGACCCAGCAGCUGGACAUGCUGGUUGCCGUGGAGACGGCGGCAGGCGGAUAUUACAAGGCGGCUUACCUGACGCAGAAGCUCAGCACGUCUCGGCAGAAGCUGGAGGAGGUGCUCCGGGUGUCAGCCAUCCUGGACAAGAACUGCUCCGGGCUGGAGUGUCGGGACGCGCAGUGUGAGCAGAGCAUCAGUCUGGACUCGCACAACCUGCAGACCUACAGCACCCCACGCCUCAGCUUUGUGUCACCGCACUUCCACCGGAGCUUACGCUGCAUGUGUGAGGACGCCAGCUGUGCCGCUCAGUCAGAGCAGUGUGAGGACCACCUGUGUCCCGCCGACAUGCACUGUGUUUCAGUGGAAGCCACCAGAGGGCGCUAUGCCUGCCAAUGUCCGUCGGGCAAACUGGGAGACUGUGCAGGCCACUCCUCUCUGAGCUUCUCAGGUAACAGCUACAUAAAGUACAGACUGUCGGACCUGCUGCAGACGGAGCUGAAGCUUUCCUUAAGGAUCCGGACGCUUCAGAGCCAAGGAAUCAUCAUGUCCAUGCACACUGAGCACUGCAUCCUUCUGAAGCUGGUGGAGGGGAAGUUGUGGUUCCAGCUGGCCUGUGGUCUCGGGGCUGGCGGUUCCAGUCCGGACACGCUGGGCCUCUCUGGUCAUCGCAUCAAUGAUGGAAAUUGGCACACAGUGGCGCUGGAGAUGAAUCGCAACUUCAGCCGCCUUGCACUGGACAACAGUUUUAUUGAGCAGCGGCACGCACCAUCUCUGAUGCAAACACAUUUUCAGGAGAGAACAAUCUACCUGGGAGCGCUGGUGCAGCCGUCAAACUCCCGCAGCCUCGUGGACUCCCAGAGGGACCUGCGGGUCCAUGAUGGUUUCCAGGGCUGCCUGGACUUGGUCACGCUCAACAACAAUGAGCUGCCUCUGCAGAGCAAGCGCUCGCUGUACGCCGAGGUGGUGGAGCUGACGGAGCUGAAGCUGGGCUGUGUCCUCUAUCCUGACCCGUGUCUGCAUCAGCCCUGUCACAAUGGAGCCACAUGCAACAGUCUGCCAUCUGGUGGCUUUUCCUGCAGCUGUAGUCACCAGUUCACUGGUGGAAACUGUGAGAUGAAGAAGACCGUGUGCGUCCCCAACCCCUGUCAGAACAGUGGAGUGUGCAAACCCAUCGGGAACGCGUUCCUCUGCAGCUGCAGGAGAGGCUUCAGGGGCCUGGUGUGUGAGGAAGACGUGAACGAAUGUGACCGCAACAACCCCGAGGGGGAGUGUGAGAACGGAGGAAUCUGCGUCAACACCCCCGGCUCCUUCUACUGCAACUGCACCCCCGGGUUCGUGGGCCAGCGCUGCAGCCUGCGGCCCGUCGUCGUCCCCGACAUGCAGGCCGGACACGCCGUGGUUGGCAAGGAGGAGCUGAUCGGCAUCACCGUGGUGCUGUUUGUCAUCAUCGUCUUCGUCAUCCUCUUCAUCGCUUUCCGCAAGAAGGUUUUCCAGAAGAACUACUCGAGGAGCAACCUGUCCCUGGUCCAGGACCCGGCCACCGCCGCCCUGCUCAACAAGGCCAGCUGUGUCCAGUUCAAGAGUCUCCACUGCACGCCGGGAGACAGCAUCAACCUGUACUCCGAGCCAACCAUAGAACCAACUCUAAUGGGAGGGGUCGGGGUUAUUGGCCCCCCACAGAUUCCUGUGAGACCUAUGGGGUACACACCCUGCUUCCAAGGAGAUCCGCUGUCCAAGCUGGAGAGGAUGUCUGAGGAGCAUUUCCGGGAACAUCUGGAGAUGAGCAGCUUCCAGCAGGAGUCUCCCAAAAUCCUCUCUGGAACCAACAAGAGGGGGGUGGUGGUGUGCAGUGUGGCCCCCAACCUCCCCCCAGUGUCUCCGUGUCGCUCAGACUGUGACUCCAUUCAUAAGAGCUCUGUGGCGAGCGAUGAAGGUAAGAUGACGGACAUGGCGGAAGAAGAGACGUGUUUCUCAGGCAGCAAUAAAGGCCAGAGCUCUGAAGCCCAGUCGCUGAGCUCCUUUCAGUCGGACUCCUGCGAUGACAAUGCAUCCAUUGUGACCGUCAUUCGACUGGUCAAUGAUGCAGUCAACUCAAUCGAAAGUGAAGUGUCAGUUAUGAAUCAAGAUGAAAUCUACAACAGAGCAUAUCACUGGGACACGUCUGACUGGAUGCCAAACACAAGAUUGUCAGACAUCGAAGAAGACCAAAACUACGAGGUGGGUCCUGGCGGCGGUCCAGUAGCUUUGUCUCCUUGCCUUGAAGGAGGAACUCAUGAACUGGAAUCGGACUACUACCUGGGAGGUUAUGACAUCGACAGCGACUACCCCCCUCCUCAUGAAGAAGAGUUCUUAUGCCAAGAACAAAUGCCCCCUCCACUGCCCACUGGGGAGGAUUACCCUGAGCCCUACACACCCCUGCUGGCCAGUCAACCUGCCUCCAAGGAGACUGCACUGAGCUCCAGUAGCACAAGGCAUCAGACUGCGAGGCCGCACUUCCACCCCAGUCAGUACCUGCCCUCCCACCAGCUACCCACUGGAGAAGCCCCCCACAGCGACUUAAGCCCUACAGUCAGUGCAGGAACCCCAGUAAACGGGGACAGCGCAGACUCUUUGUGGAAAAACCCUCACCUGUCAGCUGGAACUUCCUCAGCCUCGGACAUAUCUGGUCCGUGCGGCUUGGACUCGGAACGUGGCAGCGUCGGAAGCGUGGAGGAACUUCGCCGGGGGGUGACCAUUACCACUGACUCACAGCAACAGACAGAAGUAUGACUGCCUCAGUUCAGCUACCACCUUUUCUCUGCACCAGUGGAUCCAAAUAGAAGCAAUGGCUGAAGGUUUUCAGGCCACAAAUGUUUGGUGUUUCAGAGAUCUUCGUCCAAUGACUUUUUGUCCUGCAUGUGUUGGAAAGGUUUACACUGCUACAAACAUCCAGUUUAUUGUUGUCAACCGUGGCCUCUCUGCAGACAAAAUCUGCAAUCUUUUGACUCUGAUUUACUUCUAAGACUUUGAUAACCAAUGAGAGACCAAUUCAAAAGAGACUCAUUUAUUUAUUGAUCCAGUGCAGAUGAAGAUAAAAAUGGAUCACAGAGUCCGAUUGUGGCGACCUCUUUUUGUGGUUAAAGGAGGAUUUCCUUCGAGAAUACCCCAAAAAAGUAUAAAUUAACAUGUUCUUUGUCUAUUUAAUAAUGCUCCUCUCUAUUCUUUGGUAAAACUUUUCUUUUUCACCACCUGUUAAAACGUGGAAUGUAAUGUGGGGGGAGGGGUCCUGACAUUACACUGCCAGCUUCCUAAAACGAUGCCAAUGAAGUGUAAUACAGAAGUGUCAUCCGUUUUCAAGGAUGUGAAGGAAAACAGAGUUACGGCAGUGUGGAUGUUUGCUCAGCAUUUACCCGACAGAGACUAUUAGUGGGAUUUCUGAUCUACCUUAAGAAAAUGACUUUCGGGCCUAUUUGUUUGUUUUUGUCCAUUAAGUUUUAGUCAUCUCACUGGAAGCUCAUCAUGCUUUUAAAUCCAAAUUUUUACAGGCAUUAGCUAAAGUUUUGUUUUUUACUCAUUCUCUUGAAUAUCCUCUUGUUCACUCAAUGUUUGGCAAAAUGACUGAACCACAGUGACGAUUUACAACCUUCCUAAAAUUCCAAUUGAUUCAAACACUUUUUAGAAUCAAGGAAUUUGAGUGAUUAGACUUUUUUUUACCUGCGAUAACUUGAAUUGUUUCUUUUUUUAUGUGUAGCAUCCUUAUCAUGCUUGUGUUAAGGCAGAAUAAGGUAAGGAAGGACAUCAAUGUUUUUUUUUUUUUUAAUUUGGACAGAUACUACAUCCCGGACAAGCCCCCAGCCCUCUGUAAAUAAUGUUUAUUUGGUUUUAACCAUUUGUAGAAUCUCAAAUGCUUGUUAUUAAAAUGAUCGUUUUGUAAAUAUGAAAUUGCGAUCCAUAAACGUUUAUUUUUACUUUGAUGUGACUCUGGGGAGUACGGAGAAUUCCUGCAUUAUUUCUUUUCUGCAUUUUACUUUGAUUACAGUUGUUUCUAGGCUUUUCUUAUUGGCAUUUCAGCCUUUUAAGAAAAAUGUGCACAAAAUGAAACCCUGACAUCCCAGCCGUUACUUGAUUUUGCUAAAUCACAAUGAAGGCAAUGAGAACUGCUUUGAACCUUCUCUCCAACUUGAAUGUUUUUCCUCUGGAUUUUUUCAAAGACAGGCAGUGUGAACUAAACUGCACUAAUCUAAAGAAGUUGAAGAUGAUACAGUUUCACAUUUUUGUACUUCGUGUUUACAAAGUAGCUCUGUGUAUUACAUGACACUUCUGUAUUCUAAUAAAACAAGAGAAAAGAACUUUG